AGUUGCUCAUCAUGGACCCUCUGAAAAGAAAGCGAUCAUCCCCUCAACCCUCACGACGCUCCGCAAGACUUCAAGCCCUUCAUUCAAGUGAAUCCAGCGGUCUUCUCACAGCCGCCAAGGAUCGCAUCGCUCACUAUACUGACCAGCAGCGCCCUCAUGAGGACAAGCUGAAAGCAGCACUUGCUGCAUUUCUAGACUGGCUGCCUGAUGGUGGUAGAGAGUCGGUCGCAAGAGAUAUCGUCAACGCAACCACUGACGACCAGCUGCACGCUGUCUUUUACAACCUUUUGACAGGCCUGGUCAUGCCGAUGAAAGUCCGCUCGGGAAGAAGCUCUAUGGGAAGCUCCCCUCACACCCACAGGUUUCAACUCAUAGAGGCCGUCACCGCCACCCUCAACCAGCCCAGUGAGCACCAGGAGAGUUUCCAUGAUCUUUGUCUAAAGCGUGAUGGCCACUGCUGCGUGGUGACAGGAGAGAUGGACACCAACACAUGGAUAGAGAGAGGGAGCCCAGAGGGCGUGGAUUUUGGCCCGGUUGAGGUGGCGCAUAUCAUACCUUUGUCAUAUGCAUCGUGGAGCAGAUCUACAGAAUCGCCAAGUCAGACGGCCAGUGCCUGGGAAGUCCUUUGGCGCUGUUUUCCUGGUGUCCGCCAGGCAGGUUUGAAAGUUGAAACCAUUAACAGCAUCACCAAUUGCCUCACGAUGCGCAGCCCCGUUCGUUCCGCGUUCGGCAAGUUCGCCAUCGCGUUCAAACCAACGGACACUCCCAACGUCUACGAGCGAGUUCUAUUCCGCAGAUACCCAAGUGCCGAGCGGCGGAGUCUGCCCGCGAGCGACCGGAUCGAGUUCAAUCAGGCCCCUGGCGCAGAGGACUUGCCACUGCCGUGUGCAGCAUUUCUGGAUUGUCAUUACCGCCUCGCCGAGAUUCUCAAUGUGUCUGGCAUGGCCGAGACGAUCGAUGAGCACUGGCGCCGAUGGGAGGACCUCAAGGGCAGCGCGGGGGAUAUGCUGCACCCGGACGGGGGGACUGACAUUGGCGGAUACCUGAAAGUCGCCCUGUGGGAGAGGGUGGCAAGAUGACUAUUAUCCUAUCAUAGCAGAUAUGAUCAGAUCAUAAUAUCUAAAGGAGAGGAUGCCUAUAGAUUAUGGAUUAUAGUAUUUUAGAAGUAGCUCUGAUGCGACUAUAUUUAGUUCUUGUAUUCUCCA
Molecule: messenger RNA, 1205 nt
Organism: Penicilliopsis zonata CBS 506.65
Lineage: Eukaryota; Fungi; Ascomycota; Eurotiomycetes; Eurotiales; Aspergillaceae
Exons: 4
Coding region: 12-1079 (355 amino acids)
Source: RefSeq, a predicted model, not a curated record